Messenger RNA from Nezara viridula (southern green stink bug), 1755 nucleotides. The record is from the annotation of a GenBank genome assembly. Lineage: Eukaryota; Metazoa; Arthropoda; Insecta; Hemiptera; Pentatomidae.
GUCAGAAUCAUGUUGUCCCCCGACAGAACUGGACCCACCGUACCUCGGUUUUAUAUAGAAGAAGAAGAUGUAUAUACUAACGAAAACAUGAUGAACGGAGACUACAAAAAUGCAGAAAAGGAAACGGCUAGGCCAACACCUUUCAUGAAGCUCUCUUCCUAUCUACUUGCACUAAGGCCAUGGUCUUUGAGUGCCUCACUUAUGCCUUCAUUACUGGGAUGUGCCAUAGCCUACAAAUUUUUGCCACCUUCUGUCGAGUUCAGCUGGCUUAUUCUCCUGUUAACAUUAUUAACAGUUGUUUGUGUUCACUGUGCUGGUAACAUCGUAAACACUUAUUAUGACUAUGUGAAAGGAAUAGACGACCGUAAAAGUGAUGAUAGGACUCUUGUAGAUCAUUUACUGUCAAAAGAUGAAGUUGUUUCUUUAGGUGUGAUGCUAUACACUUUAGGAUGUGCGGGUUUCAUUGCAUUGGUGAUGAUAUCUCCGGCUAGAAUGGAACAUUUAGCACUUGUUUAUUUUGGUGGUCUGUCAAGCUCGUUCCUUUACACCGGAGGCAUCGGUCUAAAAUAUAUUGCCUUAGGUGAUGUUAUUAUCUUAAUCAUCUUUGGACCCAUAUCAGUACUAUUUGCCUUCAUGUCUCAAACAGGUUACAUGGCAUGGGCAACUAUAUAUUAUGCCAUUCCAUUGGCUCUCAAUACUGAAGCCAUUUUUCAUAGUAACAAAAUGAGGGAUUUAGAAAAUGAUAGUAAAGCGGGGAUUGUGACAUUAGCCAUUAUCAUUGGAGCUACUGCUUCUCAUAUACUAUACGCAUUUCUAUUGUUUACACCUUAUAUUGCUUUUGUGGUGUUUGCUGUAAGGUGUUCCUUUUGGUUCCUCCUUCCUUUAAUUACUUUACCAUCUGCUUUUCGCCUUGAAAAACUGUCACGUAUUCCAGAAUCAAUCAAUAGAGUUCCGAAACAGACUGCCAAGCUAAAUAUGUAUUUCGGAUUCCUUUACGUUUUAGCCAUUAGCCUUACUGAUGCACAAAGUCUUCCAUUUAUUCAUUAAGCCAAAACAAUUAUUCCAAAUUAACAAGUUGUACUUAGAAUGUGUAUUAUAGCGGAUUGUUUAUAUAAUGUAAUUCUUUAAGUGUAAAAUGUAAAUAAUUUUCAACGAAAGUAUAUAUAUUUUUUUUGUAUCUUAGUAUAAAGUGAGUUAAUUUAAAAAUUGUUAUAUUUAUAUUAUAGCAUUAUUUUAUCAUGUUAUUAGUGUGUCUGUUUAAGUCUAUGUAAGUAUUUUUUGAUGAAUACCUACUUAUGGUUGAGGUUAUUCUUUGAUGUAUGUUCCUCUUAUUGACAUGACUUGACAAUAUGGUGCAGUACUGAUAUUUAUUACUGAAACAAAUUUAAACUUAAUGUUUGUACAAUAUUUUAUAGAAAAAAAAAAUGAAAAAAAUAUAUAUGUAAAGCAUUGCCUGUUAUUUCUAAAUAUCAAUUUAGGCUGCCGGAUAAAUUUAAUAUUGCUUAGUAUUAAAUUUUUUUUUAUGUUAUAAUUUUAAAAGAGGUUGUAAUUGUGUCUAUAUUCUCAUGUAUUAUGUUCUAAAUUGUUUUGUUAGACUUUUUUUUUUAUCUCUUAAGGACAAAAUAUGAUCGACUGUUGUACUUAAGACUUCCUUGACCAAUAUUUUUAAGUUCCCAUUACACAGGGCCUAAGGGAAAAAAAAAUUGAGAUAAACUUAACUUAUUAUCUGUCCUGAAUUUAUUUCCUUGAUCCUAG